This is a messenger RNA of Physella acuta, 5315 nucleotides long. Its product is annotated as TSC22 domain family protein 1. The record is from RefSeq and is a predicted model, not a curated record. Gene Ontology annotation, cellular component: nucleus; cytosol. NCBI's taxonomy places the organism in Eukaryota, Metazoa, Mollusca, Gastropoda, Physidae. Gene Ontology annotation, biological process: negative regulation of apoptotic process; positive regulation of cell population proliferation; regulation of transcription by RNA polymerase II.
UUGGCUAAUAUAUAAAAAAUAAAAUCGGUUUUCAGGUUAAAGUUCAGCAGACAAGGUUGCACAAAAGGUCAUGACGUAGUUCCGUCCCAGUAUGCAUUGUUAUGAUGUCCGCCAUUAGUCACUGGGCUAAACAUUGAAAAUAAAAAUCAUCUUGUUUUAUGAUUAUUUCAUCUGUUUUAAGCCAUAAAUGUUUCAAAAUGUGAGAGAUAAUUAUUUAUUAGGUUAUGUUUUCAGUUUUAGCGUGUAUAAUGAAAUGGAGGUGAGUUAGUUCAAAAUAAAGACUUAUUUCCUGGAGUAGAAUCGACGAUUUGUUUUCGCCUGUUUUUCUUCACGUAGUACUUCUACCAGAUCAAGCAUGGCAAGUACGAAAAACGAUGUUCAGUUGCCAAAUAAUCCUGAUGUUUUAAAAAGUCAGCAGUUAAACUUAAAUCAGUUGAAAAUGGAAUCUGUAAAUGUGACGAACGUUACAAAUGAAAAUGAUCGUAAUUCCAACCUCAGUCCUUCAAAAUCUGCUGAUCCGGCUCGAAAGAAAACUUUUAAAAUAAUUAGUGUAAAAAAAGGUGGGAGUGGCAGUGGUGAUUUAGCAGGCGAUAAUGAUGGUGACAGUAUUGAUGGUUUGGAUGAAAGUCAAACAGAAGAUCUUAGUUCUGAAUUUUAUGACAGCUCAAAAGCUACAGAUUUAGACAUGGAUCAUGAUGGUUUAAUGCCCCUCACUCCAGAUGAAGUGACAAGCACCACUACCAUUGUUGUAAAACAAAAACCAGAUCGUGAUUCACAAUCAAGAUUUAAAGUUGUCAAGAUUGAAACCAAAGAACCCUUUCGCCGUGGCAAAUGGGUUUGUUAUGACUUCUUUGACACAGCCCCAGCGUCAGUUGUUACAUUAGAAAAAAACGGCUCUAAAAUGACAGAAGACAGUAUUAUACAUUCAGCACUUUCUGGUAACCUAAGUUCAUCAAGUUCAGUGCAUUAUGUACAUGAUGUAAAUGAUUCUUCCAGUAAUAUUUAUGUUACACCUUUCGUCCCAAUAAGUCCUACUGGUCCUGAAGGGCAACGGAUAUUCUCUGAUGUUUUUGUUCCCAUUCAGCCGGCACCAGCUAGUCAAGUAUUAAAUCAGUUUGAUGGACUUUCAUCUGCAGAUAUUGUCGGACCAUUUAUAGCUCAGCAAGUUUUUAUGUCAAUGGCUGGUGUUCCUUCCUCCAGUUCCUCAUUUUACAGCCUUUCCCAACCCGUAAAUACAACUAUAAUUCAGAGUUUGCCACCUACUAAUAUUUUUCCAUACAAUGCUCAUAACGGUCCGUCAAACAUAUAUCCAAAUAAUGUUGCUGGACAACCUAAUAUAGCUGUUAGUUUGCCACCUGAAAACAUCAUCACACCUGGUGGUUCCAUACAGACUGUCGUUUCUUCAGUAGCGCCAAUAUCUGUUGCGGAUAUUGUCAACAGCGCCCAGGACCAAAGCCAGGGUUUCGUUAUGGUGAAUGGUGUUCCAGUUCCACGUUCCCAGAGCCAAACACAGAUUUCAGGUGUUCCUAUAGCACCGAUAGUGCUGCCUCCAGUCAUAGAGACGCCAGGCAUUGUUCCUAUUGUCAGUAAUGCUUGUGGUAUUCAAGUUGCUAAUGAUAUGGUCACGUCAACCACUGAUAUAGAGCAGAUGGGCCCAGGAAUGGAUGAAAGCACUGGGAGUAUUGCUACUCUGAAGGGUGAUUCUGAUGGUGCUCCACCUCAAGGCCUAGAAGAAGCUGUAGAAACAAUGUACAUAGGUCUAGAGAGAAAUGAAGAUGAUGUAGAUGAGAGGAAAACAGCAGCUUCUAGGUCAACACGCAUUAGGCCUACUGCAUUGCCUCUAAAUGUGAAAACUAGAAGCCAUGGCUCGCCAUUACUUGUAAGGCCCAACGCAAUACCAGCUCACCUUGACGCCAGGAAACUGGACUCUCCAUCUCAUGCCUGGCCCAGUCCUAUGCCAAUCCACUUAGACUCUAGAAAUGUAGACUCCCCCCUCCCCUGGCAUAAUGCUAUGCCAGGCUACUUUGAAAACAGAAACCUGGAUUCUCCUUGUAAUUUUUGCUAUACUCCUGUGGGGGCCAGGUCUCUCUGCUCCUCCCCUGUUCCCCCACCCUUUAUGGACUUUGAUCCCUUGACUUCAAUGGCUGCCGGCAUCUUCCCGUCCUCUUCCAACAAUUUCUUUCCUUACAUGAACCCAGGCAGCCACGGAAUGUUCUCACAGCCUUCAGCUUUCUCCCCACUCAGCAUGUCCAAGAAUUCUCUAGCACCCCCCAAAGCUUCUCCCCCCUCUUCCUCACACUCUCACAAACCCAGGACCUUCGACACCCCCCCUGUGGUCAUAGUGGACUCGGUGCCCCACUCGGCUCAUCCCAAGUCCCUGUCCCCCGAUGCUUUCCCUCGAGCUAGGUCCACACCGCCGGAGAAGAGCAACCAACAUGACAAUAAGAUAACUGAGCUCCUUGUCUCUGCUGUUCUCCCACUGGACGAGCAACAGGCAGCCAAGGAUGGUGGCGGCAGUACUGUAGCUAUAGACAACAAGAUAGAACAAGCAAUGGACUUGGUGAAAAGGCACUUGAUGUAUGCUGUCCGUGAAGAGGUGGAAAUAUUGAAGCAACAGAUUGGUGAAAUGAUGGAGAGAAUCGGCCAGCUGGAAUAUGAGAACACAGUGCUGAGAGCUGAGGCCAAGCCUGAGACCUUGAACAAAUUGCUGCUGCCCCGGGUCACCCAGGCUCCGCCCACAGUCGGCCUACCCGCCCCCGCCACAGCAGGGACCCAGGCUCCGCAGAUCCCCCUGCAAGCAAGCACCCAGCCGGCGGUUGCGCCACAGGCCCAUGUCCAGCCAGCCGUACAGCAGCCGGUCCACCCGGCUCCAGCUUCACAAGUGAGCCACCCCCCAACCAGCCACCCAGCCCCACAAGCUGCCCAGCACCCCCCAGCCACAUGAGGUGCAUUUAGUAUUAGGUAUAGCAAAUUCUGACCAUUGCCUGUAGACAUCAAACAUCCAGCUAUGUUGAAUCAUCUCUAACGAGCACAGCGUAGGCCGCCGUCCAUCCACUGCCUUGGUCCAGGCCCCCUCAGCCUGGAUGGUCAGUUACCCCAGCAGAUGGCCCGCUCUGGAGGAAAUGCCAUCCUGCACUAGACAAUCUCCAGACAAACCUGUGGUAUAGUUUGUCCUAAGCUCUAUCACAUUUGUUAAAAUUAAUUGACCGCUUGUUUGAAAAAAAAAAACAUUUUACACUAUGAGCUUAAAAUUUUAAGUUGAUUGAUUUUUUUUUUCUUGCUCUUUAAGUUUAUAACUAAACUGGUCAUGUUCGUUUCAUAGAUGGGAUGUUUGUUUUUUUAAACUUUGUGCUAACAUUGUGAUAUUAAUCCAUGUAUUCUAACAAGAACUAUGAUGUACUAUGUUAUGUUGACAGUUUACCCUUGUUUGAGUGAGUCUUGGUUACUAUAAUCUGUGUUUGAUUAUACAUACAUGAAGCACAAGUUCACUAUGAUUAAUACAGUUUUGUUUUGUUUCAUGAAAUUUGAGAAUAGUAGUUUUUAAGAGUGGCAAAACAAGGUGGAACAGUAAUUAUGAUGUAGCUCUGCGGUAGCUAGGUGAAAACCUGUGCAUUGGUUUGGUUCUGGGGCACCUGCUUCUAUGAUUACAUUUAUGUAAUGGAGGCUACACCUCUUUAGGUGAGCUAUAGUUUGUCAGAUUGAAUAUCUGAGGCAGGUGUCUUGUGGCAUGAGUCACCUUACACAUCAGAGGUGUACUGUGAUACAGAAAUGUGCAAUGUCACCUAAUACAUGAACUAUGCUGUGACACCUUUAAUAUGAUAGCUGUCUUAGGAGGUAUAUUUAUACCGUACCACUAUUACCUAGAGCGAUUGUGUGUCACUUGCUUUACAUAGGGUAGGAUGUGUCACCUUUUAUCCAGAGGUAGGGUAGGAUGUGUCACCUUUUAUCCAGAUGUAGGGUAGGAUGUGUCGCCUUUUAUUCAGAGGUUUGCUACAUCACCUUUCAUACAGAGGUAUACUGUAUCACCUCCAAUUCCAUAAGUAUAAUGUAUCACCUAUUGCUUCAGGAUGCUGUAUCACCUCCAGUAGAUGAGGUAUGCUGCGUAUACAUGGAAAUAUGCUGUAUCACCUAAUUACCUUGAGGUAUAGUCUUGCCACAUGAGCUAAGAGCCAUGAAACUCCUUGUAACUGUAUUACAUUAAUGCAUAGAAGGUUGUGACUAUAUCUUUGAUUAAAGCCUUUCUAUAAUCCACUCCAUAUCUGAUUGCUCAUCACUUGAAAAAGUUGACAGAAAGAUUGUAUAAAUAGCUAUCCGGGAAAUGUAGCUAUUACUACAACUUUUGUAAUUAUAUUAAAAUUAAUUAUUACAUUUAUUAACCAAUAUACAGAGAUUCAAUUAUCAUGUGUGUAUUUUUUACUUUGGAGUAUUUAAAAUUUGUUUUAUUUUUUGUUUGUUUGUGUCAGUCCAAUCUAAUCAUGAAAUUAUUUAAUUAAUUUUGAAAUUAGUCCUGUUGCCAAAUUCGUCUUCAAUUAUGUUAUGUCUGGUUAACCUGGAUUGAUGUAAAAACAUGAAUUUUAAUGGUUUUUAUUCAGAUUUUUUUAUGUAACUCAAUAUUUGUUUUUGGCUUAGAUUUAAAUAAUCAUUAGCUUCAAAUUUAUCAAAAACAAAGCAUGCUUUUAAAACUUUAUUUCCUAGAGAUUUUUGUAAGGGAAUUAAUCCAGUAAAUACCUAAUUAGGAGAAAUUCUACUUUAAGUAAAGUUUCUUAUUUUCAUGUACUAAGUUGAGAAUAAUGAAAUCUGUUACAUGCCAAAUAUCAACCUGUCUUGGUGUGGCAAGUUUUUUUUUUUUUAAAUUGUACAUUAUAUGUUCAUAUUAUGUUUGAUUGUUGACCAAAUACGCUAUCAUAAUAUUUGUUUGUUCAUGCAAGUCCAGGAAAUCUGUGAGAUUUUAAAAAAAUUGACCUGAUUGUACAUUGACUAAAUACCAGAUUAAAGGGAAGAAUUCUUAGAACUGUUGAGACUUGAUGUACUUAAAAGAUGCAUUCUUGGCGCUCAGUCUGUGGCUGGUAACAAAGUAUAAGACCAGUUUUUGUUAUACAAAUGGACACACAAGUCCUGCUUGCAGGUCCCGGCUUGUCCUGUUGAGUGGUCAUGUGACCCACAGUAAUUAUCUAAGAGGUGAUUAGUGCUUAAUUUUUUGGCUGUAUGAGUUUUCUUUGUUUGCUGAAAUCUUAGUGUUAGCUUUGCGGAUACUGGCGCAGUUUUAUGCAUCAUUACACACACGGUUUUAAGGAAAUAAAGAAUAAUUUAAAACU